Messenger RNA from Pseudonaja textilis, 3331 nucleotides. It is a transcript of the gene COQ10A, whose product is annotated as coenzyme Q10A. NCBI's taxonomy places the organism in Eukaryota, Metazoa, Chordata, Lepidosauria, Squamata, Elapidae. The record is from RefSeq and is a predicted model, not a curated record. Gene Ontology annotation, cellular component: mitochondrion. Gene Ontology annotation, biological process: cellular respiration. Gene Ontology annotation, molecular function: ubiquinone binding.
UGAAAGUUCACGCCGGUGCCUGUCUUAUUUGCUGGCGGAAUUGAUACAGUCGAGAGAGAGAAAGAGGGGCAUUUCCACCUGGUCUUCCCCCCCCCCGCCCCGCCCUCCAUGGCGACUCGCUGGCUCCGGGAAAUUUGGCAACUGGGAGUGCGGGGAGGGCUGAGACCGAGGGCGACCGCGGCUGGCUGUUCCAGGUAUAUGCCAUGCUGUGGAAAUCUGGUGAUCCGAGACCCUCAUACUAUCAGCAGUCUUGAUUGGGAUCUCAGUGGUCAGCACAGCCGGACAUUUAUCAGCUUUACAGGACCUUUCAUCAACAAACGGAAGGAAUAUUCAGAGAGGAGGAUCAUUGGCUAUUCCAUGCAGGAAAUGUAUGGUGUUGUGGCCAAUGUGAAUGAAUAUAAGGAAUUUGUUCCAUGGUGUAAAAAAUCAACUGUGGUCUCUAAGCGAGCAGGUCACGUGAAGGCUCAGCUGGAAGUUGGAUUCCCUCCUGUUGUGGAACGUUACACUUCUAUCGUGACACUGGUGCAACCCCACUUGGUAAAGGCAGUCUGCACUGAUGGGAAGCUUUUCAAUCAUUUGGAGACAAGCUGGCGUUUCAGUCCUGGCAUUCCAGGUUAUCCUCGCACGUGCACCCUGGACUUCGCAAUCUCUUUUGAAUUUCGUUCUCUGCUGCACUCGCAGUUGGCUACAGUUUUUUUCGAUGAGGUAGUAAAGCAGAUGGUGGCAGCCUUUGAGCGCCGGGCAGCGAAGACUUAUGGCCCCGAGACCCACAUUCCUCAAGAACUCAUGUUCCACAAAGUGCACCAGACGUGAAGAGUGCCUGCUGCUUUGGUCACCAUGCGGACACUUGAAGCUGGGUGUUUGCUUGCAGCAUCCCCAGCUGUUUGUUUUUAUCUUAUUUAUUUGGUUUCUCCUGAUAUCCUGUUUAAUUUAUCCACUGGGCCUGGUGUGAUGACCAAGACUUAUUCCUAAGGAAAAGGUCAGAGUGCCAUGCUACCUCUGGAGCAACGUCUCAGUCUUCACUUUUGUUUUACUCGACCGGGCUUUUAUGCUCUGUCUUUUCUUUUUAGCAUACUUUAUUUGAAGCUUCUUUCUAUGAACCAUAUCACUGUGGCUGCCUUAGGUUGUAGUUUGUGCUGUUCCUUGACUUCUUGAGAAAGAGGUAGCAAAAACUCAUUAAGUUCUCUCAGUGGGCCUAAGGAAGACCAGUUGAAAAUUGUGCCUCUUAAAACAUAUUUUAAAGGAAAAUAACUUAACAGCCCGCUUCUUGAUAAAAGAGAAUGGCCUACAGUUGUUGCCCUAUGGGUGGCUUUGGCAGUCGUUGAUACAUUGGGUUCUUCUGCCUUUCCUUUUCAUCAUUGGGUUAGGUGAGAAAGAAAUGGCAGCCACUUAGCUGUUCAGUGAGUGCCUUUUUGAGGGAAUGAUGGGGGCCAAAGAAAGGCUUUCUUUUGGGGUUGGGAUUAUUUUAGAAAACAGAUGUUGCUCUUAAUAAAAGUAUUUGGAGAUAGGAAAGAAUGUGAGGGGGAAAGAGAGUGGUCCUUCCUAUUGCAGGUCCACUGAAGCUUUCUUUAAUGUCCAGCUUGUAACGUCCAGCCUUCCAAGACGAUUUUAUACCAGUUUCAAAACUCAAAUGUUACCCUACCAGCGGAUGUUUUGAUUUACAAGCACUUCAGAAGUUCAGCAGCCAGGAUAUUUUGGGAGUAAUUAAAUCAGCAAAGCCACUCGGUGACCUAACUAGCUGUUUCAGUUUACUCAGUUCUACCUCUGUAUGCUGCUCUGCAAGACGAGUCUGGAAAACGGCAUUAGCAGGCCGAGAGCUUCUGCUUUGAAGAAACAGUUCCCGUCUCUUCAAAACUACGGUUUGUCUUCCAUCAUAUAUUUCUGUUCCAUGAGUGGCUGUAUCCAUUGAGGGUCAGUGAAGAUGAAGCUUCCAGGGUGAAUGUGAGAGAGGAGCAAAUUAAGCAUCACGUCUCCGGACAGUUUGUGGGAAGAAAUUUAGCUGGAAUCUUCAGUGAACCAGCUCCAAGCAUGAAACAACUCAAUUCCUGGCUGCUGUACUUGCCUAUAUCCCCAAUAUGGGUAUAUCCCAAACCCUCCCUUUUCCCACUCCAUCAACACUAAUUUUGCAUUGCCUAGCUUGGUGUAAACCCUCCCGUCUCCUUUCUAGUUACCCAAGGAAAUUUUAUUUUUGUUAAAAGCACUAUUUGCACAAACCACGUGGGUGCAGGAUUGCCAAGGCUAGUAAGAGAGUGCCACUUUCUGGCUAGGUUUCUGUGGAGGGACUGAACAAGCUCUUGCUAGUGUCUCCUUUACACCCUGUAGGCUUGGGCUCAUCCUAAGUGUGAUGCUAAAAAUUCUGGGGUGGGUGUGAAUGUGCAGUUUGGUGACGAUGCAACUUUGGGGAAGUGUGAGAGAAACACUAGUGGAUCAAUAUGUGUAUUUUUAUGGAAAGGGCUGGGUAUCCAUGUAAACUCAUAAAAUGAAUAAAUGUUUUGGGGGGUGGGUGGAGGUCUAAACUAAUAUGCCUAAAAGUUAGGCCCUGCUUCAAUGUGCCACAGGUUAGCAAUCUCCCCCUUGGUUGUGCAUUUUGAGAAGUCUUUGCCUGGGGAGUGUUUACAGGGUGGGAUGAAGCAAAUAUUCUGUUGAAGGAAUGGCUCAGCAGAGAUAUGUGACUGCAGUGAUUUUUCUCAGAACUUUCUCCUUGGGAUCAGAAUCUCCAUACUUAACUUUGUCAUAAAUAAAAGCCUAUCAGAUCUGAGUCAUGAGGAGUGAGUAAUGCAUAGAUCCAGAGGGAGAUAGAGCAUUACUUGGGGUGCCUGUCAUGAAGCAGAUUUCCUUUGAUGUAUGAGUGUAAAAUCGGCCUGGGCUGCUUCCCUCUGUUGCCAAAUUCUGGAAGGAAUUGCUUGCUACAAAGCAGCUUGGCUUUGAGGCAAUUCCCAUGAAUCAGUCGGCUGCCACUUCUUUUCCUGGGUUUUGAGUGUUGUGGCUCCACUGUCAGGGCAGAGUUCUGUGGAUCUGGCCCUAUAAUGGCUACCUUUUUCUCAGCAAAUUCCCAGCUAUCAUCAUUCAUAUUUAAAUAUGCUCCUCUUUCCUUCCGCUCUCCCAAACUCAUCAACUGCUUAAUUCCUGUAAAAUGCUUUGAGGUCGUUGACUUGCUCUUUAUCUUAGUUUGUCGUCGUGUACUCUGCAUGACAAGCUUCCAAGCAGAGGGCACAGCCUGCAGUAGUCUUUUCUUAAGCCUCAGACAAGGCAAGAUUGUGUUUGUGCUUUUAAAUUAGGCUGCCCGGAAUGCUGGCCUGAACAAGUAUCAUUUCUCCCCCACCCCACCCUU